AUGCGUGCUGUAUCGUUUCUGAGUGAGUGUAGUUCGCGCGCCUGUCGUAUUCGAUAUCGUGAUCAGCAUGGAUAUUGGAAUUUGGACAUAACGGCCGGAACUUCGCAGGACGAUGUAUUCGUUUGUUUGCAGUCGGAGGAGAGAUCGGCGUUUGGGGCUUCGAGGCCGUCUCGUCGCAGCAAAUCGGAAGGUCCUCCUGCAAUGAAUGGACUUUCGGCGAGCCCCCAGCACCAUCGACGCCAGGCGACCCACACGCCGCCGCCGCAACAUGACGCGCAGCACGACGACUUGAUCGUUAUCAUGGAUGCCGUAGCACCAAGUAACCGUGCCGCAGCUGGGGGAGGCGGCUUGUUCAGCAAGGCCAUUUCCAAGUUCAGUACUGAAUACCGGUUACAGUUCGCCUGGCCGCCCAGCAAACGCAUCAAAGAAAAGGGAGCCGGUCACGACGCAGCGCCGCCCCGCAAGUCGCUCUCGAUGGGCGCCAUCAAACCUACUGCCAAUGGUGUGGGUCCCGCUGCAGUACACCGAAAACGCACCGAUCUCGAAACCACGAAGGAAGAUAACAAUCAUGAGCUCGAACCGUUGGUUAUGGAACCGGAGGCUUCUGAAAAAGAAGCAAACACACUGGACGAAAAGCAAGCUAUGAAUAAGAAAGAAACUAAAAUAGAACACAAGAAGAACUUUAGGCCAAUAUCUCAAUUAGAUUACAUGCAUUCGCCUAAGAAAGAAGUUCACAUAGAAAAGCACGCAGUGGUAGAGACGUCUACGCCAGCAGAUGCUUGGUACAAAGAAGUGUUAGAAUUACGCAAAAAAGCGGGAGAAUAUAAGAGCCGCGGUUGGGGUACUGAAUUAAGUAUAGAUCAAGUAGCUGAUAUAUCGAAUAAACAAAUUGAGCUUUGGGAACAAGUAUCGCGGCGUAGUUCCUUAUCUGCACUGUCGCUUGCUUCUACUAGCCAUAGGUAA
This is a messenger RNA of Ctenocephalides felis (cat flea), 963 nucleotides long. Its product is annotated as nuclear protein MDM1-like. NCBI's taxonomy places the organism in Eukaryota, Metazoa, Arthropoda, Insecta, Siphonaptera, Pulicidae. The coding region runs from base 1 to 963 and encodes 320 amino acids. Gene Ontology annotation, molecular function: microtubule binding. The transcript is spliced from 5 exons. Gene Ontology annotation, biological process: negative regulation of centriole replication. The record is from RefSeq and is a predicted model, not a curated record.